Messenger RNA from Fibroporia radiculosa, 861 nucleotides. RefSeq lists its product as uncharacterized. Bases 1 to 861 code for a protein of 286 amino acids. The transcript has 6 exons. NCBI's taxonomy places the organism in Eukaryota, Fungi, Basidiomycota, Agaricomycetes, Polyporales, Fibroporiaceae. Gene Ontology annotation, cellular component: cytoplasmic exosome (RNase complex); nuclear exosome (RNase complex). Gene Ontology annotation, biological process: TRAMP-dependent tRNA surveillance pathway; exonucleolytic trimming to generate mature 3'-end of 5.8S rRNA from tricistronic rRNA transcript (SSU-rRNA, 5.8S rRNA, LSU-rRNA); nuclear polyadenylation-dependent mRNA catabolic process. The record is from RefSeq and is a predicted model, not a curated record.
AUGUCCCAGCCGUCGACUUCGACGAGCCAGACCGAACAAGACGCACUCCGAGCUGCGACAUUCCAGCGUCUUCAUCCUAAAGUCUAUCUUGAACGGUUCCUUGCAGAGAACGUCCGACCCGAUGGCCGCGGAUUCGAAGAAUGGAGGGACGUCUCGGUGAAUGUAGGCUCGAUAUCUACUGCCGACGGGUCGGCACUCGUCCGUCUGGGGGACACGACGAUCGUGUGCGGUGUGAAGGCAGAGAUAGCAGAGCCUGAGCUGGAUAGUCCAGGGGACGGGUUUCUUGUUCCGAACUUGGACCUUCCCGCGAUUUGCUCUCCAAAAUUCAAGCCAGGUCCUCCCACCGAAGAGGCACAGGUGCUCUCAGACAGGCUCAAUGAGGCGCUCAUUGCCUCCGGAAUCCUGCCCACAUCGUCUUUAUGCAUUGCGCGAGGCAAGGCGGUGUGGGUAUUAUACGUCGACGCGACGUGUAUCAACUACGACGGAAACGCGUUCGACGCGACACUGUUAGCCAUGGUGGCAGCCCUAAAGAACACUCAACUCCCCGAGGCGACGUACGACGAAGAGACAGGCCGCACCACCUGCUCGCGCAAGGUCAAGCAGCCGUUGCAACUCGGCCGAUCGCCGACCUCAAUGUCCUUCGGCAUUUUCGACUCAACACACGUGCUUGCGGACCCGACGUCUUUUGAAGAGCCCCUGCUGGACACCACGCUUUCCGUAGUCGUCGACGAGAACGGAGAUCUGGUUUCCGUUGCCCAACUCGGGCUUACGGUUGUUGGAGGCCAAGAUGUGCUGACCCAAUGCAUUGCUACUGCAAAAGAGAAUCAUUCUCGUAUAUAUAGCAGAAUAUUAAAUCAAUAA